Molecule: messenger RNA, 2698 nt
Organism: Arachis duranensis
Lineage: Eukaryota; Viridiplantae; Streptophyta; Magnoliopsida; Fabales; Fabaceae
Product: protein EXECUTER 1, chloroplastic
Exons: 13
Coding region: 343-2466 (707 amino acids)
Biological process (GO): response to singlet oxygen; singlet oxygen-mediated programmed cell death
Cellular component (GO): thylakoid membrane
Source: RefSeq, a predicted model, not a curated record
UUGGAAUUUAGAGAGAAGAAGAACAGCUAUCCCAGCAGCAGUUGCAGUUUCAUCCUUAUCCUAAAACAAAUCUUUUCUCAUCUAUAAACAAAAUUUUCACAGUCAGCUUCAUAGCCUCAUGUUUUGAGUUUCCCCCACAAUCACAAUUUUUUCUCUUUUCCGGUAUUAGAUAUUUCCAAUUUUUUCCUCCACUAAUAUUAAUAUUAUUAAGUGGUUACUCUCAAAACUACUUAAAAGGAGGAAAAAAAAAAAAAGAAAUAUCAGAAAAUAUUCACAUUCACAUAUCCACUGUUAUUUCACCCUCAAACUGAAACCAAAGCGAAGCAAAGAAGAAAUUUUGUCAUGGUCAUGGCUUCCAUGUAUGCACCCACAGCUCCGAAGCUGAGUUUCCCAAACCACAAGAAGCAAUCUUCAAUCCCUUUCACUCUCAGAAGGCCCUCGCUCAUUCCUUUUCCUUCUUCCAAUUCCCAUUCCCUCUGCCGCUGCCUCAACGCCUCCGCUUCCGACGAUGCUAACAGCACCUCCGGCGGCGGUGGAAACAACGUCCGAUGGGACGCCAUGGUCCAGGACUUCGUCAGUAACGCCAUCAAGCAGUUCGAUUCUCUCAUCAGCUCGCUCUUGAAAGACGAUGCCGCGAUGGCGGCGGUUGAGGGUGGUGGUGAGAAGGAGAAAGAGUGGGAUUGGGAUCGAUGGCGGCAGCAUUUCGAGGAGGUCGAUGAGCAGGAGCGUCUCCUCACCGUUCUUAAGGCUCGGUUAAGAGAUGCAGUGUAUUUGGAGGAUUAUGAAGAUGCUGCCAGGCUUAAGGUGGCAAUUGCAGCUGCCUCAACCAAUGACAGUGUUGGAAGAGUGAUGUCUUAUCUCAAUAGUGCCAUAAAGGAAGAGCGAUACACUGAUGCUGCUUUUUUAAGAGACGAAGCUGGUGCUGGACUUGUGGGUUGGUGGGCUGGUAGUUCAAAAGACUUUAAUGAUCCACACGGUCUAAUUAUACGCAUUACUCCAGAGCACGGAAGAUAUGUUGCAAGGAGCUAUAGUCCUAGGCAACUUGCAACAUCUGGUGCUGGUGUUCCUCUAUUUGAAUUUUUUCUUACUAUGGAUAGGAAAGGUGAAUUCAAGUCUCAGGCUGUGUACUUGAAGAGAAGAGGAGGGGCCUUCCAUGGUUCCCCAACAACCUCCCCUAAAGCAUUGAGUGCUUCUGAGAGAUUGGGUUCUGUGGAGUCAACUGAUGAUAGAAGUGAACUCUUUGUUGUGAGUACUGAAGAUCCAGCUGAUGAUAGAAAUGAUGGCUCUGAUCCAGCCGAGGGAAUGCCUGGAUUUCAAAAUGUCAUGAAAGAUAUGAUUCCUGGAGUAAAGGUGAAGAUUUUCAAGGUUACACACCCAGAGAAAGUAGACAAGGAUAUUAUAUCUAAGGUGAUUGAGCAGAUAAUUGAGGAAGAAGAGGAUGAGGAUAACGAUGAAGAUGAUGAUGAAGAAGAAGAAGAAGGAGAAGAUGAAGAUGAAGAUGAAGAUGAAGAUGAGGAGCAAGACAAUGAUACAGGAAGUCUGGAACUGGCAGAUGUUAAGUCUGAAACUGACCAAGAGGGAGAUGAUGAGAUUGAAAUAAAUGAUGAUCUGGGAACUUUUGAACAUGAAGAACAAAAUGAAAUUGCAGUCAAAAUUGUCGUUCGUGGUCUUGUUCAGAAACUUUCCAGCAGUUUUCCCACCUGGGAUUUGCUUCGAGUUCCUGCUAAGUUGGAGAUGAAGGGACGUGGUUCAUUUUCCUUUACUGUUGAAAAGGAAGUCAAUCAGCAGGAUGACCAUGACAAAGGGAAAUCUUUAUCAGAUAAAUCAACCAGGAUGCAAGGUCCACGAAAAGUUGAUCAUGUUAUGUUUGACCUUGCUAAAUUCAUCGGGAAGGGAAAGGUACCUUCAAAGGUGCUCAAAGAGGUGGGAGACUUGAUAAAUCUCACUUUAAGUCAGGCACAAAAUCAUCAGCCAUUAUCUGGGACAACAACUUUCAAUCGUAUUGAAAUACCAGCUUCUUUGGAUCCUCUAAAUGGUCUUUACAUUGGUGCACAUGGACCUUUCUCCUCUGAAGUUAUUCAACUUAGUCGUAGAGUUGGUCAAUGGCAAGAGGAAAGUGGGUCUAAGGAGCCUUCAGAUCUUGAAUUUUAUGAGUAUGUUGAGGCCUUGAAACUAACUGGGGAUCCUUAUGUACCAGCUGGUCAGGUGGCCUUUCGCGCAAAAGUUGGAAAGAGGUAUCAACUUCCUCAUAAAGGAAUAAUUCCUGAAGAGUUUGGAGUGGUUGCUCGCUAUAAAGGCCAAGGGAGGCUGGCUGAGCCAGGGUUUAAGAAUCCUCGGUGGGUUGAUGGUGAACUUGUAAUUCUAGAUGGAAAGCACAUAAAAGCUGGGCCUGUUGUUGGAUUCGUGUAUUGGGCCCCUGAAUAUCAUUUUCUGGUAUUCUUCAAUCGGCUUAGGCUUCAACAAUAGGGCUUUGUCAUUAUGUCAGAGACAUGUAAAUAAUUCUGAUUUUUUGGUUGAUUCACUGGCUAAGCCAGUGACUAAGCUCCCUUUCUGAGUUGCUAACUGGUCCGAGUUUUGCACCACUGUAUUCGGGAGUAUUGUUGGUGAGAUCUUAUGCUUUAAUGGCAGAUAUACUGAUCAAUACAGCGUCUACUGUUAAGGUUUAGAAGAUUUUCACUAUUAGGGUUCAAAGUAUCAG